Messenger RNA from Marasmius oreades (fairy-ring Marasmius), 1119 nucleotides. RefSeq lists its product as uncharacterized. NCBI's taxonomy places the organism in Eukaryota, Fungi, Basidiomycota, Agaricomycetes, Agaricales, Marasmiaceae. The coding region runs from base 1 to 1119 and encodes 372 amino acids. The record is from RefSeq and is a predicted model, not a curated record. The transcript is spliced from 5 exons. Gene Ontology annotation, molecular function: protein binding.
AUGUUGUCCCAUGCUCGGAACGUUACAAUCCAUGACGGAAACUUUGGGAUUGUGCACGGAAAUCAAUAUAUCAAAAAAUACAAUGCACCCAUCUCAAAGAGACCUGUAACUCAUGCUUAUGGCGACACUUUCAAUAACAGCACCGUUAGACGUACCACAAGGGACACUUGUAGCUAUGGUCAAGUAGGAAGCCAGUCUCCGGACUCUCAGUCCGCUAUCUUUCUGCCACGCAUGCCUCUUGCGCGUUUUCCAUCUUCCUGUAGUCACAUCUCAAUACGUUCUCUACCAAAGUCGGACCAUUCAGACUCAGCUUCAUCAAACUUUGAAAGCUCUGUCCUUCACACUCCAACAGAAUCGACUCGUCAUAAUAUCGGCUACCCAACGCAUCCUGGCGCGACACCUACUUGCUCCGCUGGUGCCUUGGGCUUUGAGCACCACAACUCGUCUUCCUUCCGGGGGAAUGAGCGUCAGGAUGACCCCUUCAUAGAGAGCUGUUGGAACUCGAAUGAAAUGCCUCAGAACAACGAGAUUCCACUGUUCAACUUGGCUCCCCACGCCCCACAGCGACCUAUAUCCGCUUGUAGUGAGCACACGAACGAUUCCAGAAAGCAGACACUAGGUAUUACAACACCCGCCCCUCAUUCCCGUUACACAGAUUCUCGACUGGGAUCUCCUAGGUCAUCCUCUCCUCCUCCUCCUGCUAUGUGUGGUACACGAGCUUGGUUGAGACAGACAGAGACGUUACAAGAUGAUCGUCCGUUCGCCGCCUCCCACAAUUCAACUUGCACUGAGCAGCCAACUAUCUUUGACCAAGGAGCAAGGAUGUUAGACUGUCGCAACUCAGAUUACGCCCCCAGUGAAGCUACCUCAUUCUAUAGAAUCCCUAGUGAACUCAACUGGGACGCCGAUGACGAGCACGAAAGCCAACUUGGGUCUGAGCGAGGGACGGUUUCCCCGUCAAAAGUUCGUGGUCUCAUUAACCAUAUCGUGGAAAUGGGAUUCACUCGGCGGGAAGUUGUCCGCUGCAUGAGGGCCAGUAAUAACGACCCAGAUCUCGCUGUUGAGUACCUCAUGAACGGGAUCCCAAAUGGACUGCGUCUUAAAUCUAAACUCCAUUGA